This is a messenger RNA of Notodromas monacha, 2206 nucleotides long. The record is from the annotation of a GenBank genome assembly. NCBI's taxonomy places the organism in Eukaryota, Metazoa, Arthropoda, Ostracoda, Podocopida, Cyprididae.
UGGUGUUUACGUUCCAGAAGAGGUACCCCGAGUAUGUUGUGGAUUCUGCGGUACGUUUGCUGAUUCGCGAUGGCUCGGGUGCCGACGCCGUGACGAUGACAACCGCAUUGUGAAUAAACAUAGCACGCCUUGAGUGCGUGACUCCACAUGGCUCGGCAACGCGUUCUGUUUCGCGGCGUGAUGACGGGGGAUGCAUUGUGGCGAAUAUCGUGUGCCUCGUGGCAACCUUGUGCUGUGUAAGCUCCGAUGAUGAGUUUGGAUGCCGUGCGGACUGUUAGUCCUGAGCAAGUGGCCGCCAUUGCCCGGUCUUCUGUCGCUCAGGUGUUGGUAGUGGAUAGCCGGUCCUUUUUGGAGUUCAACGAUCUGCACAUCGUUGGUGCUGUCAAUGUUUGUUGUUCGAAGCUCGUGAAGAAGCGUCUUCAACAAGAAACGGUGUCACAGUUGGUGUUCUCAGCGCCCAUGUAUAGGACGCAAAGUUGUCCCGGGAUGCUGCCGUCGGAGGACUCGUCGUUGCGUUCGACUGAUGGCGGCGGUAGUGAGGGAGACUCUGAUUCCGACAUCAGGCUAUUUCGGCGUCGGCGGCGGAGAGAGCGCAUUGACUCUGACAUGACCGGUGCUGCGAGACAUUACGACCUGUGUUUCGACCGCAGCAAGAACCGGAAUCGGUAUUCGUGUGGGAACUUGGAGUUCGACAGUUGCCCGGACAUCCCGCACUUCCGCGGAUGCCAGAGCGCCUUUCCGUCGCCGCACGGUAGCUCAUCCUCGCUGUCGAUGUCGGCGGCGUCUCGUUCGCACCGGCCGCCAUCAAUCAUCGAAGUCUCCUGAUGCCGUGUCCCGAAAAAAGAAGCGUUCAAAUGUCGUCAGAGACAAGUGCUGUGUGUGUGUCCGUGUCCGGGUUAUGUGCUGAAAGUUUGCGUUCUGAAUCGCUGGCUUUGCGGUUGUUCCAAUUUGAGAUCAAACAGUGCAUUCUUCCCCUUUUGCAUGAAGGCUGUGCCUCUUGGAAUCAGGAGGGAAGGUUCCUAUAUACUUACUGUAGUCGGGUCCUAUUGCAUUUUGUGACUUUGACGUAGGAAAAAAUCGACUUAAGGAGGCUGUUGAACCUUUAAAAAACUACAACCUCCCUGAGUAAAAUUUUUUUCAAGUCCCCGUCUGCAUUCUCUUGAAAAAAUUGCAUUAAAAACCUCCGUAACUCAAAGGCUUUUCCUCUCAAACCUCUCUCAGUGGAAUUUUCUGUGGCCUUUUGGCUAUUUUUUGCUUGACACAAGAAAGCAAUAAAAAUGGAAUUUGAUGUGUGUUGAACGGAAGUGAAAGACUGAAUUGGGCAAAUGAACCCCUCCCUCCAAGUUGAGCAUCAGCAUCCCUCAACUGAUUUGAGAAGCAAUUCAAGGUCCAGAAUAUCACCAUGUACAAUUUUUUCAAUUCUUCUAUGUUUCCUGCAACAAAAAUUCUUUGUUCCAUAACUCAAACCUUUAUAACAGAAAACCUCCCAAGUCAAAAGCGAAUUCAGUUGAGCCUCUCCAAGUCAAAUUUCAAUUACCAUGAAAAAAUUGACUAAAGGAGGUUUUCUGUUAUAAAGGCAAGCAUAUUUAUUGUGGGAAAUAUAGAAGAAUUGCACAUAACUCCAAUUUCCCCAAGUUGAAUACUGUACCAUCAACCCUCUCUCAAGUCAAAUUUCAAGGGACCAUCAGGAAAAUUGACUUAUGGAGGUUCAAGUUUUCCAGGUUCAACUGCAUCUUAACCCUUGGACAGUUGAGGGUUCUUUCUCAGUGCGCAGCAGAGUCAGGAUUUUUCUAAGGGGCAGCACAUUUCAGUCUGACCCAAGGUCACUGAAAUGCACCAAGGUUGAGGAGGCCUAAGUUUGAAAAAAUUCAGGAGGCAAAAUUUCUUUUGUUUGCAGGGUUUUCCUAUGCAAAUCCUAUGCUAGGAAUGCAGGCAAAAAUGCAACCCAGUGAAGGAUUUUUUUUCAAUUAUCAUUGAAAAUUUUCUGCGGAAUGAGAAAAAAUCUUGGACUUUUUCCCAACUGAGGCCCUGGUACCAAAGUAUUUUUUUAAAAUUCCCAGUGUCCAUUGGCACACAAUUUUGAAAAAAUAUCCCAACUUUGCCACACAAGGGUCAAUUAUUAUUUUUUGGUUUGUUUUACAGUCUUACCUACUUGUAGAAAUGAUUAAGUGGGGCAAGCCCAGUAUGCAUGUCUGUGCUGGAGGAA